GGUUAUUAACUUGUUGAUCGAGCUCCCCGCGUGAGACUCCUCAAGUGUUGGGGAGUAUCGCUGUCUGUCUGACUGUCCGUACAUUUCCCCAGCGUGUGCGUGUUGUUUUGGCCUUUCGGAAACUCUCACAGCGUCACACACACACACACACACACACACUGGGCAGGAACACACAUUCAGCUCAGGGAGAAAGUGUGACACCCGAGCGUCGAUGUCGGUGUCACAACCCACGCACGGCGGGUGUCUUCGCUCUCUCCCAUGGGGCACUAGGAUCCUGCUACACUGGAUGGAGGAACUGCGGCUCAAAAAAAAAAGCACCACGCAUUUCCCUUUUACACUCUCGGGGUGCGCAACACGGGUUUGAGUUUGAGUUGGAUGAAGCUCUCCUCAAAUGUGUUAUCUCCUACGCGUCGUCGUCGUCGUCGUCGGUGAUAGGAAAGGCAAAAUCCUUCGGUGCACGACAGCCAACCGUUUGGCCUUCGCCGUCAGUCGAGUUUUGGUCGUUCCGGGCGUCGGAAAGGCGGACCAUCACCGGUGCUCGUCUGCGCCUGUUCCGGCAACAUCCGGCCGUUGCUCAGCAAAAGGACCGCCACCACCACCAUCCGCGGCGCACCAGCUGGUUGGUGGUAUCGUAGUGGUCCGAUCGGCACCGCCGAUGGAGUGUGUGUGUGUGUGGUAGAAGGAUAGUGCCCUAAAGUGUGAUUGCGUGGACGUGGAUCUGUUCGUGCAGCCGUGCAUGUGUAUAUGGUGUUUGGGUGUGAUCUAGGUACGUGCGCGCGUGUACGCAAAUGUCCCUACUGUUGUGCAGAAGAAGAAGAAAAAAACACACGUUGCACGGAUUUUCUACCCCUUAACCCCUAAAAAGCUCUUCUUCCCGCUUCCUCCACGAAAAGGGGAUUAGGCAAAGGGAAAACUGGCCCCCAGUGCCAGCGUGUGUGUGUGUGUGUGUGUGUGUGUUUGUAGACAGGUGAUUGGGAGGGCUUACGAAAGAAGAGCUGAAGCUGGCAGAUUAUCCACUGGGACGGAAGUGCUGCUGCCAAAGCUGAUGAAGUGCUUGAGCAUUGAGCGCUGUACGGGACGGCACGACGAACUCGAACUCGCCAAGAACACUAGCAAAGCACAGUUUCAUCGGCCGUGAAUAAACAACGUCGAAAAACUGCCACAAUAAUGUUCAAGUAGCAUGGUGUGAAAAACAAAACCCCCCAAAACGCUUACAACCUACCAAAGCCCACCGAAAACAGUGCAACAACAAGGCCAGUGUUUGCCAGCUUGCCGAACGUCUUGCCACAGAGCGUUAACCUCAUCCACACCUCCACGGCCCACAUUGUCUGCGGCACCAUCACCGUUUAAGCUUCAGCACUUAGUGUGUGUGCGUCCGUAUAUCUGUGUGUGUGUGUGCAUGUGUGCCUGCAUUUGUGUGCAUGAGAGUUUAUUUAAUAAUCAUCAGCGUAGUAAAAGUGUGAAUGUUCUGCUGUAUCGACGUGUAGCACACACACGUGCUGUACGCCGUCGUGUGGUUUUUCUCGCUUCCGGUACGCCUAGGAUAAAGUGAAAUGCAUAUUUACCAACCGGUAACGUCUUGUGUAAUGCGCGGUGUAAUUGAGCAAACAAUUAAAUUGUACCACCGCCGCCAGAGAGUGACAGUGAGCGGUAGAAACUUAACUCAGCCGUGAAAAGAAAAUCCCACCUUAGCAGCACCACAACAACAAAAAACGAAGCAAAGGGUGGUGUGCAAUCAAGGCGAGUGAGGUUGCGGUUGUUACCUGUGGAAACCCGAUCACUUUCGCAGCAGGAUUCGGAACGAAUGUGGGGUAGCUGUCUCUACGCAAGACUGGAAGAGGAGCAGGUGAAGAGAGAAGAAUAAAUCUUAAACCUUGAUUUAAGAGCCAUCGUUUCCUGCUUUCCACCUUGCUGUCGAAACGGGACGGGAAGGCAUGCUCACGGCCGGAUCUUCCCAUCAGCUACUAGACAUCCCGUGGACAUGAGUGUCCCAUGACUCAUCGCGAUGCAUAAAAUUGCGUUAUGGCCCUGGUUAGCCAUAGCCUGGAGAUGGAGAACCGUCAUUAUAUUGAAUUUGUUAGCACAAAGCUGGUGCGCCGGCUCUGUCCCGUCAAGUGGUUUAAAAACAAGCGAUGGAAGUAGCAUCGGCAGCGGUGGCGGCAUCGGGAUCGGCGAUGAAGGUGCCGGUGCGGCCGGUAUGCCCAAUCUGCUCGAGCAGGACGGAAUGUUUGGGCCAGCGACGACGACCAUCUACACCGAGCGUCACACCAUUACACCGACGGAGGAAGCGAUCGAAGACUCUCUGCAAACAAUACACGAUAUCGCGACGGAAAACCUGGGCGCCCUCUGCCUGACGAAGCUCUACCGGCCGCUAAAGAUAACGCUCAACCCGGAGCGCUACACCGGCGCCCGCCAGAAGGCGGAUCUGGCCGCGGUCGUACUGCAGGACGUGGGUGUGUCACGCCACAACGGUUUGCUGGACGCACUGGCGAAGGGUUUGCUGUCCGACGCGUACGUCACCAGUGCGCGCAUUCUGUCGAUCAACGUUACCGACGGUCUGCUCACCAACUCCGUCUGGUGGAACAAGGAACCGGGCGGUAUGGGCGCUCCGUUGCGCAUCGAGGCGGAAGGUAUAGCGAUCGGCACCAAGCCCGACCCCAGCUAUCCGUGGUUUGAGGAUGAAACGUCCUCGCCCGGUCUCAGGUCGCCCAAGUUUACACCGACCCCGCCGGACAUUUCCUACAAAGGCUGGUGGACCUACCCGUACUAUUCCUGCGGCCAGAAGAAGUGGAUCCUCUCGUACAGCGUCGCCAUCCCACCGAUGGGCCGACACGGCAUUCGCGGUUUCCUAAGCAUCGACAUCGACAUCAGCGAUCUGCAGGUGAACCAGUGCAACAAUCCGAACCGGUUCGAAAUCCUCAGCUACAAUCAGCACCUCCGCCAGUACUACCCGUUCGUGCGCAACCUCAAGCUGGGCGAGGACGAGCAGAUGCGCCAGAUCGAGGCGUUUCACGGUUCGCACAAGUGCCACGUGCACAGCAUGCGGUGCGAGUACCGGCCGGUCGUGACGAGCGUCAUCAGCCCCGCGUCGCUAGCGGUCGGCCCGAACGGGACUGGGCCGCUGGUGCCGCUCGGGGGUAGCAUCGUUAACGGAAGCGGUGGCCCGAGCGUGCUGCUGACCGGUGGCACCACCCUGCAGACGGUGGUGAAUGGAUGGACGCGCGGUGCGUACCAGUGCCGGUGCAAGGACGGGUUCUACUCGUUCCGCCAUCCGGAUGGGUUCAAUGGCAGCAUCAUGGAGGUGGCGUACCAGGAGUACCGGGACAACAUCAGCACGUACUACAAGGAGGUGUUUGUGUGUGUGCGGUGUGCGCCCGGUUGUGCGACCUGCACCGGACCGGAACCCUGCCUGGCGAGCUACAAUUGGGCUUUCAGAACGACGCUGCUCACCUUCUCCGUCAUGUGCGCCGGGUUUACCGUCGUGCUCGCACUGUACAUGUAUCAGCACCGGAAGGUGAAAGUGUUCAAGGUGGCCAGCCCAAUCUUCCUCACCAUCACGCUGCUCGGUUGUGCCUUCAUGUACCUGGAGAUGGCGGCCAUCUUUCCGAUCCUCGACACCUACUCGUGCAUCGCCACCAAAUGGACGCGGCACAUGGGCUUCUGCGUGACGUACACGGCGCUGCUGAUGAAGACCUGGCGCGUCUCGCUGACCUACCGCGUCAAGUCCGCGCACAAGGUGAAGCUCACCGACAAGCAGCUGCUGCAGUGGAUGGUCCCGAUACUGCUGGUCAUGUUUAUCUACCUUGGCACCUGGACACUGUCGGCACCACCGACCGCAGAACGGAUCGAGGACCAGUACGGGUUGAUAUUCAAGCAGUGCUCGUACAACUGGUGGGACCACAGUUUGGCCAUCGGCGAGGUACUGUUUCUUGCCUGGGGUAUACGCGUCUGCUACAACGUGCGCAACGCCGAAUCGCUAUACAACGAGGCGAAGCUCAUCUCCUACGCCAUCUACAACAUUGCCCUGGUCAACACGACCAUGGUAGCAUUCCACUUGUUCAUUUUUCCGCAGGCUGGACCGGAUAUUAAAUACCUGCUCGGCUUCAUACGUACGCAGCUAUCCACCUCGGUCACGAUAGCGCUCGUGUUCGGGCCGAAAGUGCUGCGUAUACUGCGCGGCCAGGGUGACCAGUGGGAUCAGCGGGCCCGGAAGCGGGGCAUCACGGCGUCCUUCUCACUGAACGGCAUCGGACUGGUGCCGGAGGAAACGGCCGACCUAUAUCAGGAAAAUGAAGAGCUGAAGGAAGAAAUUCAGAAACUCGCUGCUCAAAUUGAAUUCAUGAAAAUUGUUCACAUGGAAAUGAACAAUCGCCAUCUGAAGCCGAAACCGGGCGGCUACUUUACCAUGAAAAGUCCGCUCGGCAAAUCGUUCGGCGGUGGCGCCGGUAGUGGCGCGGGCGGUGGCAGUGGCAGCGGUUCGCACCGGCACAAACACACCAAGGACGACUCGGUGAAGGAGCACAGCGGCGUCACGGAGGAUGGACACAGCGGCACAAACAGUUGCUACUCGGGAACGGCAAACUCGAUCGGCUUUACAGCGCAACCGACCACUACCACCACCACCACCACCACCGCUACGAGCACCGCGGCAAACAACAGCAGUGGGCUGACCGAGAAGGUAUGA
Molecule: messenger RNA, 4684 nt
Organism: Anopheles merus
Lineage: Eukaryota; Metazoa; Arthropoda; Insecta; Diptera; Culicidae
Product: probable G-protein coupled receptor CG31760
Exons: 14
Coding region: 2006-4684 (892 amino acids)
Biological process (GO): G protein-coupled receptor signaling pathway
Cellular component (GO): membrane
Molecular function (GO): G protein-coupled receptor activity
Source: RefSeq, a predicted model, not a curated record